Molecule: messenger RNA, 369 nt
Organism: Ilex paraguariensis (yerba mate)
Lineage: Eukaryota; Viridiplantae; Streptophyta; Magnoliopsida; Aquifoliales; Aquifoliaceae
Source: the annotation of a GenBank genome assembly
AUGGCGAGGAUAUUGGUUUUGGAAGGCAUAGCUGUGGGUGGUGGUGGUGGUGUUAACAAUGGAGAUCGGCUUUUUAAUCAUCUCUCAGUUGGAAUUCUACUGCUUUGUCAAGUACUCAUAGCAAUGGCCAUCAUAUCUGUGAUGCUAUUUGGAUGUGCUGAUGACCAGACAGGGGCAAGGAAGGCAAGUGGGGUGGGGGUGGAGGUGGCUGCGGGGGUGGGGGUUGCUGAGAUCACCGCCACCACCUUGACCGCUGCCAAUUUUUCAGUGAUGUGUCCGAUGACCGUGGUGGUUAUGGUGUUGACUGAGAUCAUCACCACCACCAUGUGUGGCUGCCCUUGUUUCAGUGAUUUCUACUCUUUAGUAUAA